AGCUGAACAGGUGCUUUAUUUCGCUUGGUAACAAAAAUGGCGGUUUUGUACAACCACAGAAGUUGAACCUAAAAGUGCAAAAUGGACACAGUACGUCUUGCUUUUGAGCAAGACAUUGCAAGAUUUGUGAAGUUUAUCAAGUCUAAAAGUAAAGACCAGAUUUCUGCAGAUAGACUUGAUAAAGCUGCAAGCACAGAAGCCAAAAGCUAUGCAACAUUAUACAAUCUUUGGAACACAUAUGAACCAAAAUUGGACAAGGAAUAUUUGGAGGAGAAAUUCUUGAUCAUAGGAGAAUUUCUUUUUUCAGUUGGUGAAUAUGGCCUUGCAGCAAGUCAUUGCUUCAUGAGAUAUUUGUUAAAAUUCGGUCACAAUGAAGCACCAUACUCUUUAGCUGCAGAUGGAAUAAAUAUUGAGAAGUUCAAAAGCAUAUACUUUGCCCAAGGUGUAGGAAAUAAAGAUGCAGUUAAAGUGAUAAGGACUCUUCUUGGCAUCUCCAGUGCACAAAGUUGUAAAGCAAUUUCCGAAGAUCCAAAUCUAAAGAACAGUGGUUCAGUUUCUUUGCUUUUGAAUUGUUUAAAAGUCAUUCAGCUGACAAUGCAGGUUGCCCUUGAGAAAGAGGUCUUUUGCUGGCUUGUAUAUAAUGGCACCAUUCAUAUUUACACUCUCACAAGGCAUUUAAUGUCCAAUGGUCACAGCCAAGUAGCCUUAGAAUACAUACUUUGGGCUUGUGUAUGUAUGGAAUCCUCUGUUCCUUUGAUGACAACCAAAUACUUAACAUGGAGGUGCCAACUGUAUACUGCAGUAUGCCAAUGCUACUAUGAUCUAAAUGCUGCAGCUGAAGCAGAAGCAUUUGCUAGAAGGGGUCUCAAUUUGGUGGAGGAACUGCAAGAAAUAAGUCAGAAGAGCUCCUAUGAUGUGAAGGAAGAUGCAGAAGCCAUUUUUAAAGGCGGGAAGAUGAGAAUGAAGAUCAUGAUAUUCAAAAGAAAUGUUUUUGAAAGCAGAAGACGGCCUAAAGGUAUCUUGCGGCCUAAAAACAAACCACCGUUGAAAGAUCUAACUUAUAAUCCUUGGCCUAGAACUACUACGGAACGAAUGCUUAGCGAAACCUUCACUGGCAGAGCUGCCCAACUUCUGGCUGUUAUUGAAGCACUGACAGACUCAAAGAGAAGGAUUUUUCAAAGUUCUCUAGGGGCACCUGAAUCCGACGACAGUAUUUUAGACGUAUUUGCUGAGCUCUUCUUUGCUGGCUGCGAAUUGAUCGCUGGUGGAGGAGGAACGAGGCCACCGUCACCAGGGAGACAUGAGUCUGUUAUUUCUGAUUCCAUUUUCGAUGAGCAGCUCAUACAAAUGGCGACUAAAGGGGAAGACAAAAUUUCCUAUUCAAGUGUAGCGCAGUUUGUACAGCUGGCUUAUAACUAUGAGUGCUGGGAAGCAUUUGACAGUCUGGCACAAUCGACAUUGAAUUUCUUGAAACCUUUCUCAUCCUCUGAGAAACAUCUAGUUGAACUCAAAUCCCUUCAAAUACUCCAAGCUAUGCUGCCUCUGAACAUAAACAAAGUGAAGAAGAAGGUUCUUUUGGGAAUGGAGGAAAAAGAGGCCUCCGAGGUGUACAGUGUCAAGCAAUCUUCAACAAGAGUUUCGUCAUUCGUCGAUGAUAUUUUAAAGUUGGUUGAUGUAUUAGAAUCUUGCGUAAACGGAGAAAUGUCGAAAAUCAUUAUUUCUGGAAUGCGUGAUAUUUUAGUGGAUACCUGCCUAUUCAUUUGGUCAAGGUGCAAAAGCCAUUACAGCAGAGUGACGUCAUCAUCUGCUGAAUCUUUCAAGAAUGUUCUCCAAGAUCCUAACAUGGAAAAGUGGUUCAGAGUUCUGGCAGUAGCACAGAGGGCGACAAUUGAAGUUGGUUUGGCAGAAAUUGAUGUCAACACGUGUGCAGAGAUUUCAAUCAAGUUCGCGUUGUUCGUUGAAUUCUUCUGUUCUGAAACUGAAGUGACUGUGGGUAUUAAAGGAAAAAAGUCGACAUACCAACAGCAGAAAGAGGACACAAGUCGCAUAAACACUAAGAAGAGUUCCAGUAUUGAGCCAAUUGCCAGUGCCGUUGGUUGUUCUCCAAAUUCACGAAGUAUGUUGUUAGUGGCUAAACAGCGUCUUCAGAAUGCUCUAGUGGCAAUUGAUCGAGCUCGCUCCUCAAACCACGAUGAUAAUAUCAAGAUUGCUGAUGAUAGCCUGUUUAAGGAAUCUCAUAAUGGCUCAGGCCAAUCAAAAACAAGCCCUAUACUCCUGGAUGCAGAAGCAAUGCACCUCGAGCUAAUCUACAUGCACCAUCGCAUAGACUGCCGUCUUUCCAAGCUGUCAGUGGAUUCUAAAAAUGACAAGCAAGACUUAAAGAAAAACGCGAUUCCCGCUAUUGUUGGCAAAGGAAGCUUGUCAAAGGCAGUGUAUUUAAUUUGCAAAGCAGAAAUAAAUGGAGAAGCGAAACGAGAAGAAAAUGCUGAAAUUCUUAAGGAGUCGUUAGGAUUACUUCAAAAAGCCUGGAAGAUGGAAGAGAAAUUGCUGACCGCCAAGAAUCGAGCGCCCAGAGGUGCAGAUCAAGCCUUCCCUUUUGCUCCAGAAAUCAUUUACAGAAGUGCGACAACGAUGAUUUUCAAGCCAGCUUUGUUCAAUGCGGAGGUGGAUUGCUACAAGCUUUUUGUUAGAUCGUACAGUGGCAAUAAUGUGAAAGUGAGGCUCAGUGAUACGCAGUUCCCAGGAACUGGAAUCGAGGUUAUGAACUGUGAUGGAAUUGAACUGAAAGUAACCAGCCUAACUCCAAAUGAAAAAUACGUUGCUGCUGUUGCUGCAUAUGACAAAAAAGGCCAAUUGAUUGGGGAUAGUAUUGGUCAGACAAGUAAACCUUUUCUUGCAAGUUCGCCACUGCCUGUUGCAAUGGCCUAUGGAUAUCUUGCAAAGGUGGCCUACAAUGCUGGGUGCUGGGAUCUUGCGAAGAUUUCAUUCAAUACGCUAUGGGACCAUUUUGUUCUUGAUGCAAAAACAUUUCAACAAGUUUCAUCUGUUUGGUCGAUCAAAGAAGAUACAGAGUUGAAGAUGCACCAGCUCAAUGUGGAGAAAGUUGAAAAAGCUUCGUCAAUUCUUUUGCGGUACUUUCUUCAGACAAUAUUCAUAUCAGUUGAUAUAGCCAUUCGCGAAGGAACUUUGUUCUGCGAUGCGUUCUGUGAUUUCAAGCCUCCUUACUCAGGCCAGAUAUCUAGGCUUGAAGAGUGCAAGAAAUUGCUAAUAGCUGUAACAAUUGCUGGCUUGCUAAACGACAAUACUGUUUGCUUGCAAACUAUUAUCCAGUGCUACGGGCUUCUCGUUCCGUUCCUACAAAUGGAUGUAUUUGGAGAACCAGUGUUACAGGUGAUGAUGCACUGUUUUGCUGCACUGCAAGAACUGCAGCCUAUAAUCAAGCUAAGAAAGGCUUCUGCUAUCGCUGAAAAUCUUCAUCACAUGGUCUCUGCCAUCACAUUCUACAUUGCCAAGAUACUUCAGAAACGACGAGAGCGUUUUGGGACCUUGCGUAUCCUCGAGAUUGGAAGCAAGAUGUUAUCCGGGGAUUUAUCAUCUCCUGGUGUCCCUGACAGUGCAGCCACGUCAAAUACAGCUUUUGGCUCUGGACCAGGAAUGCACAGAAAACUGACGAAAAAAGGUACCUUGAAGAAGCUGAAGUUGACAGGAGGAAAAGCUGGGCUGAAAGGUGGCAGCGACAAUAUGGUCUCUGAAGCUAUUGCUAGUGAACUGAAAGUAAUCGACUCUUUUUUGCAAAAAAUAAAAAAAGAAGUUGACCAUGCCACCGAAGACGAGGGUUUGGAACUAACAGGCAUAGAAGACGCAUCUUAUGUUCAUGGAGUGCUGUCCUGCCUGCCACCUCAAGUUGCUUUCAAGGAAGUCUCAAAAUUCAAAAGAAGGACGCAAUACUUGGAGCAUUUUGUAAACGUGCUGGAGCGUGCUCUGACUGAAGGAUACCAAUCAAUGAUGAUCGACUGGACAAAGGAUGCAGUAACCUGGCUGUCUAGGCGCAACGAUGUUCUUCUUAAUAAGCAAACUGCAGACCAAAAAGGAGGCACUGUGAUCGUAGCCAUGGAAGAUGAGAAGAAUCGAAAAUUUUCAGCUGCUGUCGUAGAAUAUGGAAAGGUACCAAAGACUGUUCCCAAUCGAGAUCUAUUGCCCAUAGCAGAGACCACUCCUAACAAAUCAGGCCAAAAGCAGCCCGAGAAGAAAAACCGAGCAAAGGGCCCGGUCCUGUUAACAGACGAGGAAAAGAGAGUCAAGGAUGCAACACAAAAACUGCAAGAUCUGCUACCUGAAUAUUUUAAAAUGGCGCAGAGGCGAAGACGGUUGAGAGUUGUCACUUACGAAGAACUUCCAUGGAGGGCUCAGCUGAAUCUCUUGAUGGCACGAUGCUUCUUUGAUCUGAGUGGUGAAAAAUUCAAGUCAAUGGUCAAAUUUCAUAAUCUGAUCGAAAACUCACAAAGUUCCGAUUUGAUGGAUCCAAACUGGUUCAGCUUAGCAACAGCAGAUUCAUUGAUCGUAUCCUGGGCAGGGAAUCCCCAGCUGAAUGAAACCGAGAUUGAGCCUACAAUUGACAUUGGAGGUCGAAGCAUUGACCACACUGAUGCAGCGUCAACAACACUUCGGAUAGAGCACAUAUCAGGAAAGGGGAAGAUUGUCAUGAAAAGCAGAGCGAGUCAUGGCGGUAAAACAUCAAGAAGAGACCAAGAUGAAGCUGCCUCUUCUACAGAGGAUCCAGUAAAGGCUUUCAUUAGCCAUAUGAGAGUAGCCUUAAUGUACUGCAAGCGAAGUAUGGUUCUGGCUCGUAGAGGAAAGAACUGGGUUCUUCUACAGAAUGCUACACGUGAACUGUACAACAUGGCGCAUGUUAUUCAUAAGAACAUAAUGAGCUUAAGCUCAAGUGAUCCUCUUAAAGGUAGUCAAGGUGUCCCGAUAAGCAUUGCGAGCAUCAGGGAGUUGUUUGGUUAUGCGUUUUACUUGGCAGCUGAUUUCCUAUUGGAUAUGCUGAAUUACAGUUACUGGAAUAUGAAGGAGAAGAUCGACAAUUCAUCGAGCACGACGUCUUCAGAGAGGUUGUUCGAAAGUGACAUCAAAGAACAUGCUGGUGGCUUUAGCCUCGAAUUCGAUCAAGUUAUGGAUGACGCAAGCACAGUCAAUUUGAUGUGGCUGAAAAAGAUUAUCUGGUAUGCCAUUGAAAUGCUUUAUUAUGAAGAAAAAUGGGAGAAAGUCGUCGGGCUCAUUUACAGAUUUACGGCCUUAACAAGGGACAAGUUCGCCGAGUCGCUUAUUCCUAUCACCAUAUUUGCUCAGCGACGAAUCCAAUAUCGUCUUAACUCCUACCCAGGCCCUCCGAAGGAGCAACCACGUGUUAUUUUUGACAAAGAGACAGGUAUCCCAAUGGCAGCUUACCUUGACCCUCCGGAUACAAUAUCGAUCGAGGCGGGGGCGCAUAUUGACCCCGAGGGGCAUAAUCUCUAUAACCCACAGAAAGAUGGACAGGCUGUUGCUUGCGUCCCUUUGAAUGUCAGUGAAACUAUGCAGCGGCUUCACGAGGCUUUGAACUCAAAGCAAUACACUGCCAGGGCGCUGGAACACUGCCGUAAAUUGCUGCUUCUCUUUCUUGCUGGAAAACAAAAUGGUAUGAACUCCAAAGCAAAGCUUCGACUUGGUUCUCGUGUCAGCUUCGUUGCAAGUCAGGUGCAGCCCCAGGACGUAGUCCCUCCUGAUUUGAGUCAAACGUUAUUCGAGGAUCGCGAAGACGUAGAAAAAUACCCACUCGGAGAGAAUCAAAUUGCAAUAGUCAUUUCGGCAUAUGACAAAACAAUUGAAAUCUUGAAGUAUCGAAAGCAGACAUCACUAGCAGCCCAGGCAAUGCAUGAAUUGGGGAAUAUCAUGAUGCAUACUGAUAACAAAAGACUCGCCUACAAGUGGUGGGCAGAGGCGCUUGACGUCAUCCUUCAAAAGAAAAAUGCUCAGAAAUCAUGGAGGGAGCUAGUCAACCAGAAUUGGUCUGUUCGUGACUCACAAGUGUUACUCGAUCGUUGCGGAACUUGGGGAUGCUUGCUUGCCGGUGUUUUGGCCACAAAAAUUGCAAGAUACAUUCAUACCUUCGACCUUGGUGUGCGUUUCGAAUUUUGUCAUUUGGCGGCUGCAAUGUUUCAGGCUCUACUCUGUGCCUCGUUAUCACACCCUUCGCCUCUUGUGGAUUACGCUAGCUACGACAUUGGCUCGGUUCAUGGAAUCAAUGACCUCAUACCUGGAGUGGAGUUGUUUUCAGACCCAUAUAGAGCUGAUUGUAGUACUGUAUUUGGAUCUUUGUUCUGGACCACAAAUGAGCUUGUUAGAGCAGGCUUCUCCUUAGAGUCUCUUCCACUGCUGUCCCUCUGCCAAUACAUCUCUGGUGGCAUUUGUAAAGAUGUCAAGAAAACAGUUCAAGUGAAACUUCUACGGGUCAGGGCACUUACUGAGCUUAACCUGUUUUCUGAAGCAGUGAAGCACCUUGAAGACAUCUUUAACAGCAAUGGUAUUCCUGAAGUUUCCAUAAACAGGCACCCAAAAGGAAUCAUAAUUGUUCAAAAAUUUGGCACAUUUGAUAAUUCAAAGAAAGUCGUGGCUGGAAGCAACAUCAAGGUCAUAAAAGAGCUUUGCUACGCUACUCUACAUAGCUCGAAAGUUGAAGCCUACGGAGACAAACUGGCGAUGCAGAUUGAAUUAGAACUUGCCCAUUUACUUAAUCAAGUGGCUAGUACAAUCAACGAUGCACCUGAAAAUGAAGUCGCUCCCAGGAGCCCUUCUGUUUCAAAAGACGACUCUGUGGAUGUUAAGAGAUCAAACAGUAAAUCAAAGAAGCCUUCCAAUAAAAAGAGAACUGUUCGGUCAAAAGCAGGAAGUCCGUCAAUGCAACCAAGGAUAGAAUCCUCUCUGGAGGAGCUCGUUUCUGAAACAUCAGCCCGGAUAAAGGGAUUGCUAUUAAACAGCGUUGAACGGAUCAUCAAGAAGCUUGUUUCACAAAUAAAUGACACCCAAAAUGAUGGAUCAAGAAUCUCUGCUGAGCACUUACAGCUUUACUGUGAAUGUGAACUCGAGCUAGCUAAGGCAGCUGAUGCGCGACUUUUGUCAAUAACAGCAGCUCGACAUGUCUUCAAUGCCAUGAAACAAAUUCAAACUGCAUCAUCACUGGAAGAGGAAGAAGACACUGCAGAGUAUCAGAAAUUGCCAUGGCUCUCUGGGAGGAUCAAUGCUGACGAGAGCAUCCUGACAGCCAAUCCAGGCAUCAAUGUAGAUGCAUUGCUUUGGGUUCAGUUGCGUCUUCAAAUUAUUGCCUACUUAACAAGCUACGUGAAAAUGAAGCUUGAUGAUGAGCCAUUUUCAAUUGAAUCUCUUAUCGGUUCAAGUGAAUAUCACAUCAAUCAAGGCCUUGAAGAGUCAGAUGCGUUUAACUUGAAGGAGUAUGCUGCUAGGUUUACAAUGUUGAAAAUAACCAAGGCAAUACGACUGGGAGACGAUCUGGAGAAGAUUAUUGUCGAUUUAAAGAAGCUGAUCGAAGAACUAGAUGAUUUGCCAGCAAAGUCUUUUCCAGCAAACCUCGCGUUUUGUGAAGCGAAAAUCCUGCUUGCUGAUCUUCAGCCUGUUCAUGGAAUGGUGUCUGCGUCAGAUGCUUUUGAAAUGUAUAGAGACGCUCUUGACAUAGUGCUGAAGGAGGUCGUUGUUCUUGGAAAUGACGUCACAAUAUCACAAAAGACUCUGGCAAAGCCACUUAGGAAUAUCUACCAUCCUCUACUUUCCGAGGUAGUGUCGUUGAAACUCCGCUGCUGCAAAUGUCUGUGUAUUAUCGAAAACGACAAACAUGAAGGUGAACAAAAAGCACAAGGCCUGCUGGCUCUUGAUAAAGUUCUGAAAGAUACAUUGAAUCUUUUGAUGGAAAUUGCCACGGAAAAGCCAGCUUUUGAGAAAGAGAUUGCAUUUCUCAGAGGUCUUCUCAUGCGCCAGUUGUAUGAAAUGGAUAAAGUCGAUUUGAAGGAUGCUAUUGACUCACUGGUUGGAGCUCUUAAAGUGCAGACAAAGCAUACACAGGAUCUCAGCAUGUUGCGACAAUUAUACCAGGAAAUAUCCUUGGCUUUUAUGACGUUUUACGAACGGACUGAGGCUGCAUAUUUCAAGGUAGAGAAACAGCACCAAUUAGAUGAAGCUGAUAAAGACAAGGAACGCACGCCAAGUUCUGGAAAAUCAAGCUCGCAUUCUGGACAAGGGUUGACCAAACAGGCUCUUCAACAACAGAAAGCACAGCAGGCUAAGCGUGAUAAAGAGGCUCGUGUGCGUGAGAGGCAGCGACAAGAAAUCCGCAAGGCUGCUUGGGUGGCAAUUAGAACGGCUGGUGCCAUUGCAAAGGCGCAGAAAAAGUUUGAGUUCUUAGCUACAGAUAAUUUAUCAGUAUCCGAGGAGACAAAGGAGCUGUCAACGCCCGACUUUGCACUUUUUGAUAUUCUAAAAACCGAUGCUGUCAUUCGGGACCAGGAAACCGGCCUAGCCAUCAAUAGUGGGAUUGUGCACACCGAAAAUCGGUUCGGCAAAAAGGAAUUUUUCAGGUUUUCUUGGCUGCAUCUCAUCAACUACACAAGGGCACUGAAGAGGCAAACAAGCUAUGUUGGCAUGGGCCAUGGCGCAUCUAAACUUUCCCUUCGUUCCACUUUCGGUUCUGAUAGAUGUGCAUUGAAAAUCAAAUUAAUGCACGGUUUCCUUAAAGAUAGCUUGACCAUAUACGACAAAGAAUGUUGCCCGAUUCUUCCGAUUGACUUUUUCUUGAACCUCGACUUCAUGAGCUCCUCCUCACAACCCGUGCCGCUGAUCAGUGUUGUUGCGGACAAUGAGGACACGGAGAGUAAACGAAUUGAAGCGAACGCAGAUGGCGCUUUGGAGGCAGGAACACCGAUAAUUGUUCAAAAGGAUGUCGAGGGAGUGUCUGCCAAAGAGCCUAUAGUAGAAGUCACAAGCAAUCCAAGCGCUGUUCGACAGGCCGACAAGUCUGAUCGAAUCCAUACCCGAGAUGCUUUGCAAGCUAAUGAUUAUGAAGUCUCAAUUCAAUGGUAUCGUUCCGAGUUUUCCACUGAAAAUAAUGCAGUGUUCUUAUUCGGAAUGAAUAACAAAGCGAUCUCAGUUACCGACAAACCAGCCUCGUUUGCGGCCUUCGUCACUAUUGGUCAUGUACCAGUCACGUGGCCAGCUGAUCUGCAUCAUACUUUGACGGAACUAUUCCACACAGCUGAAAGCGAGAUUAGCCAACAACCGGGCACGUUAUCAAAAACUGCAGUCGCUGUCCAGGCAGCUUCUGCUUUGGCGUCUGUCUCUCCUACCCGGAAGAGAAAACCUCAAGGAAUAAAGCCGAUUUCAGUUGAACAGGACAAAGAAGACCAAAUACGGAUGCAGCUCAAGACGAUUUUGGACAAGAUACAUGUUGUCUUCGAAAAAGAAGUCACGCAGGACGUACCAUUUGAUGUUUCAUUUCAAAACAUAUCUUACUUGGAGAAAUUAUUCAACCCAAAUUUUGGACAUAUCUCAAAAACCAAUGAAGCCUUCUUUGUGUGGCUCCAGUUUCUUCUCAACGGCAACACAUGAUGUCAGAGAUUGUUGUACAAUGUAUCUAAAGGCACUUUCUAACCUUUGCACUUUUUACUAGCACGUUUGCGUGGUGUUUGAAUAAACAAGAUUAGCAUAUUUGGGUAAGUAAUAGAUUUGGUUUAAUAAAUAGAAAAAUUCAACGCUUACAGUAUGA
Rhopilema esculentum is the source of this 9811-nucleotide messenger RNA. Its product is annotated as cilia- and flagella-associated protein 54. NCBI's taxonomy places the organism in Eukaryota, Metazoa, Cnidaria, Scyphozoa, Rhizostomeae, Rhizostomatidae. Gene Ontology annotation, biological process: cilium assembly. The record is from RefSeq and is a predicted model, not a curated record.